CGCUCGGGUCGGCUGCGUCCGCGGAGUCCUCAGGGUGCUGUCAGGCAGGGCCGGUGCUGGGGCUGGGAAGGCCAGGCCGGCGCUGCGAGCGGGUGGGUCUUGCAGCGUGAAGACUUAAAUCCAAGGUGAUGGCAAAACAUCUGAAAUUCAUUGCCAGGACUGUGAUGGUACAGGAAGGAAAUGUGGAAGCUGCAUACAGGACGCUUAACAGAAUCCUCACAAUGGAUGGGCUCACAGAGGACAUCAAGCGACGACGAUAUUAUGAGAAGCCUUGUCGCCGCCGACAACGGGAAAGCUAUGAGACCUGCCGGAGGAUUUACAACAUGGAAAUGGCUCGAAAAAUCAACUUCUUGAUGCGAAAGAAUAGGGCAGAUCCAUGGCAGGGUUGCUGAGCUUGUGGGUAGGAAGCCUACAUCUACUUGGUGCCUCCAUCCCUUUUCUUUCUCCAGCCUCACUUUUUGUUACCUUUCUCUACAAUAAACUACAAUAAACUCAAUCAUGUGUAUGCAAGAAGGCCUGGGUGUAUAGAAACAAUCCCAUUAAGCAACAAUGGACCCUCAUUUUUAUUAAGAAAAAUAGUCCAGAAGUAGUCCUCGAGUAGAAAGGGGGUUGCUAAGGGCUAGGGGAGUAUGAGGGUGGAAGUUACUGUUCAGUGGAUACAGAGCUUGAGUUGAUGAAGAUAAAAAAAGUCUGAAGAUAAACUGGAAGUGGCGCUGUAGCUCAAGUGGUAAAGCGCUCGAUUUGAGCUGAAGAGCUGAGGGACAGCGCUCAGGCCCAGAGUUCAGGCCCAUGACAGACAGAAGAAAAAAAAAGUCUGAAGUGAUGGCUACAGAAAAAUGUGAAUGUAUGUAAUGACACUUAUCUGUACACUUACUUAAAUCAGUAAAUUUUAUGACUAUUACAACUUAAAAACAUUUUAAGCCUAGAAGACAAGAGGAAAAUUUCCAAAAUAUAUGUAGCUAUACAACUA
Messenger RNA from Dipodomys ordii (Ord's kangaroo rat), 970 nucleotides. It is a transcript of the gene Mrps21, whose product is annotated as mitochondrial ribosomal protein S21. The record is from RefSeq and is a predicted model, not a curated record. Gene Ontology annotation, molecular function: structural constituent of ribosome. Gene Ontology annotation, cellular component: ribosome. The transcript is spliced from 3 exons. The coding region runs from base 129 to 392 and encodes 87 amino acids. Lineage: Eukaryota; Metazoa; Chordata; Mammalia; Rodentia; Heteromyidae. Gene Ontology annotation, biological process: translation.